This is a messenger RNA of Maniola jurtina (meadow brown), 613 nucleotides long. Its product is annotated as putative nuclease HARBI1. The record is from RefSeq and is a predicted model, not a curated record. NCBI's taxonomy places the organism in Eukaryota, Metazoa, Arthropoda, Insecta, Lepidoptera, Nymphalidae. The transcript has 2 exons. Bases 105 to 455 code for a protein of 116 amino acids.
CUGUAUUAACAUAGUACAAACAUACACUGAAACCAUGAAUAAUAAAGCCAUUUUGAUAUUUUAUUAUUGAAGGUGAUUCAGGGUAUCCAUUGGAACCUUGGCUAAUGACCCCAAUUCUGCAUGCAGAACCUAACUCUCCUCAUCAGAGGUACACAGAUUGGCACUGCCAGGUACGGAAUGCAGUGGAGAGGACAAACGGGUAUCUCAAGGGUAGCCUAAGAUGCCUGGGGAUAGACAGAGUUCUGCACUAUUCCCCAGAAAAAGCAUCUGAAAUUAUAUAUGCUUGCUGCAUCAUUUAUAAUUUGAUGAAGCAUUUUGGUGUACCAUUGGAGGAAGAUUCAGGAAAUGCUGAGCAGUACGGAGACAAUGAGCCUAGUGGUGUGGAAGAACCUAGGCAUCUUCUAAGAUUCUCCCAAGCCAAACAGGAACAACUCAUCGCCAAUUAUUUUAACUAGCUUAAGAUCGCGACUUCGUCCUUGUGGGCUACACAAAUUUCAAACCGCUAUUUCACCCCCUUAGGGGUUGAAUUUUCAAAAAUCCUUUCUUAGCAGAUGGCUUCAUCAUAAUAUCAUGCCAAAUUUCAUCCCAAACCGUCCAAUAGUAUAUUAUAAGG